Oryctolagus cuniculus (rabbit) is the source of this 4106-nucleotide messenger RNA. RefSeq names its product interferon alpha and beta receptor subunit 2 (gene IFNAR2). Gene Ontology annotation, molecular function: interleukin-22 receptor activity; type I interferon receptor activity; protein binding. Gene Ontology annotation, biological process: type I interferon-mediated signaling pathway. Gene Ontology annotation, cellular component: plasma membrane. NCBI's taxonomy places the organism in Eukaryota, Metazoa, Chordata, Mammalia, Lagomorpha, Leporidae. The record is from RefSeq and is a predicted model, not a curated record.
CGCCCCCGGGUCCCGCCCCUCGGCCGGCGCGGCCGGUCCGGUCGCCAGCUUUCUCUCUGCCAAGCUCGGCCUGCGCUCCGCGAGCGCGCUCACUUUGCAAGUCCUGCCCUUCCUGCCCGCCGGAGCCCGGUCGGCGGUCACUCUCUGGCUGCGCCCUCCUUUGUCUCACGCGGACCCGCGCCGCGGCCGAAGAGGCCGCCGGGAGCGCGCCUCCCGGCCGCAGGGCCCGGCUGCAGGCGGCCCGAGGCUGGCCUCUCGGAGGGGAUCGUGCGGCGACAUGCCAAGGUAUGAACUAAACAAAGGACUUAAAAAAACAACAAAGAAAGAUGUUUUGGAGCCCAAAUGCCUCGGCUGUCAGAUCCCUUCAUUUGCAUCUAUUGGUGUGCAUCAGCCUGGUGUUUGGGAUUUCACAUGCUUGGCUUGAUUUCACAGAUCAACCUUGUGUUUUUAACAUGACGUUACGAAGUCUGCGGCCAAUUUUAUCAUGGAAAUUAAAAAACCAUCCCAUUGUACCAACUUACUACAAAGUACAGCACACAAUUAUGAGUAAACUAGACACUAUGAAGAUAGUGGAAGGCUGUACAAACAUCACGAGACCGUCUUGUGACGUCAUGGACGUGUUGGAGGACAUCCACGAGAACUACCUGUUCCUGCUGGAAGGAUUCAGGGGCAGCUCCGCGUUGGAUAACUGCUCGGACAUCUUCACGUCAGCAGACAUGUAUUUUGAACCACCAGAAUUUGAGAUUGCUGGCUUUAUAGACCUCAUUAAUGUGACAGUGAAAUUUCCACCCAUCAUCCCCAAGAUAUUUAAAAAAGAAUUACAACAUUCCUUGUCACUGGUUAUCAGUGAGGAGUCGGGAGGGAUUGUUAAGACGCAUAAACCCAAAAUAACAGGAAACAUCGGUGGAAAUUUCAGCUAUGUCAUUGACAAGUUAAUUCCAAACAGCAACUACUGUGUAUCUGUUUAUUUUGAGCCUAAAUUUAUGGGAACUCCCAUAAAGUCUCCCUUAAAAUGCACCUUCCUUCAGUCUCGCCAGGAAUCAGAAUCAUCAGAAUCUGCCAAAAUAGGAGGAAUAAUUACUGUGUCUGUGAUAGCAGUUGUCUUCAUCGCCACCGUCCUGACACUGAAACGGGUUGGUUACAUAUGCUUAAAGAACAAGUUCCCCAAAGCCUUGAAUUUUCAGAACUUUCUAUUCUGGGUAUUUCCUGAGCUGCCCCCAUCAGAAGCAGUGGACGUGGUGGAGGUCAUCUGCAUCAACAGGAUGAAGAAACUCUGGAAUUACAACUAUGACGACGAAAGUGACAGCGAUGACGAGACAGCCCCCAGAGCAAACGCCGGUGGCUACACCACGCACGGCCUACUGGGCAGGCCUCUGAAUCAGACCUCCGCCACCUCGGCCACCUCUGAGGAGUCCCAGUCCGCCGACGGGGACGCGAAGGAGUCAGACGUGGAGGAGCCUGACUCACCUGAGGCCCACGCGGAGUCCCCCACAGUCCCCAGGCCGGCCCUCUGCCCCUCGCCGACAGAGCGCACCGACGAGAGGACAGAGAGUCCGCCCCAGGACCCCGUCCCCGAUGGGGACAGCAGCAGCACCGGGGGGUCUGGGGACCGAAUCGUCUUCAACGUGGACUUGAAAUCUGUGUUCAUGAGAGUCCUUGACGAUGACACGGAAGACGCCCCUGUGACGUUCUCCCCUCCUCCAGAGGACAUCAGCGACCUAGAGGAUCCCGGUCGCACGGAGCCCACCACGCUGGCGGCCGGUGGGGACGGGCUGGAGCCACCCUACCCCGGCGCCUCUUCCGAGUGCCAGUGGCCUGCCGACAUUCCUUCUGAGAGGAGUGACACUUCUGAUUCCGACUCAGACGUUGGUGCGGGGGGCGACUAUAUAAGGAGAUGAGUCCGAAAAAUGUUUAACUCCGACCAUCAAGGACCCACAGGGUCCUCUCUCCUUGGACCCUAGCUUGCUGCUUUGUGGUCUGCAAGUGUUUUCUGCCAGGAGGAGUAGGGAACCUCCUGGGCUUCCCGGCGACACCACCCGUGCAGGGUCCCAGCAUGGGAAGCGUCCUGCCACUCAGCACCGCGUUGCCCAGUUCCAAGUGAUACCCUUGGAAGGGCACAUACUCUGUCCAUUGCAUUCUGCUGGUAUACCUGGGAGCAAGGUACCCAGGGAGCACAGUUCCCUGUGGCCCUCCAGGGUGAGCUAGGGCCCUGCGGUGUGUCCGACAGAGAAGCAGAUGGGUGCAGGGGAGGCUGGGGUCGGGGAGAGAACAGGAAAGCAGGCAGCAGUGGAGGAGGGGACAGGACGGAGUGGGGGGCCGGGAAACAAGGAUCGGCCAGCUCGUCUCCAUGCACCUCUCAGAUGCCAGAGUCGGCCUCCCGUGCCGCGGGAACAGCGCCAGCACCUCACCAGCCCUCUGGAGAGGAGUCACAGAUGCUACACACUCCGGUCCAGGCAGGUGACUAACGGAGAGAGGACACAUUGCACGGGGAAGAGGAAUAAAAUCUCAGUGCCAUCUUGUGGGAUUAAAAAAAAAAAAUCACAAGUGCAACUGCGGCAUGCAAGAGCUGGGGAGCUGACCUGACACUCGCCGACGUGCCGCGUGCCGGUUCCAGGCGUCCUCCGGGUGAUGGGGUGUCUCAUGACUGGGGGGAGGAGGGAAGGCGAGGCUCUACCACGUCAUGGAGCGAACAGCACAGGACUGGGCCACAGAGCUCCCCGGCUGCCAUCUUGCUGUUGUGGCUCGGGGCAUUUUGCUAAGUCUCUCCAGAGCCCCAGUCCUCAUUUAUGAAUUACGGGGAUUACCACCCUAUGAAUCCAGGGCAAUACUGGGAAGUAUUCAGAAAUAAAGACGCCAGUGGGAAUGGGGCAACCUGGGGAGGCCCCGGGAUGAAUGAGCGGUGGGGGACCCUCCUUUCUCACCGCUCCCACUCCCGCCAACUCUAUUCAAAAGGUGAAAAGGGAAAGUUGUAGGAGACCCAGUUGUAGGAGCCUGGAGAGAUUAUUUGUAUCAUUGCGCUAAAGUAACUCAGGCUGUGCCGGGGCAGCCAUCACUCGAUGACUGAAAUGCCCUACGGAAGAGGCCGCACGCACAUCCUGGCCUCCCGGGCCCUCUGCAUUUCCAGACUGGUAUUUCAGAGUAGCCUCUCCCAUCUGCACUUGGGUGUGUCCCUUUCACAGUUUUGCAUCAUGGCCUGAGCUGGUAACGGGUACGACAAGCACACUUUUUAGUACAAACUUGGCGCAGCCUCCAUGGCGAGCACCCGUGCAGAUCUGUGAGCCCGCCGGCUCGCUGUGACCACCUCCCGCCCCCUUCCUCACACAUCAGCCUGGGGCUCCCCUGGCAGACGGCAGGCAGAGCUUCCAGUCCGUCGGCCCGCGCUGGAGUUUCCAACCGCACCGCUGCCCACGUCCUAGAAAGAGGAAAUGAAAGCUUUCUGGGCUGGCCCCUGAAAAAUGCUGCUCACUGGCAAGUAAACGGCGCGGCUUUCCUGGGACCCUCCCUGGGUGGGUAGACUCUCACCCUGGCGUCCCCAACAGUGCUCUUCAACCACCUGCUGGGGAGAGGGCCUUCCAGAGAGCCAGCUGGGCCCCUGAGAAAAUGAAGGUUUAGAGAAAAACCAGCACUGCCCCAAAUUCCACCCUUCAGAUAAAACCCCAGGGUGGGCGGCCCAGUGCGCGGAUGUGGGUGCCUGGAAAAGUUCACAGGGCGAGUUGGGCGCAGCACGCCGGCUCGCAGUCCCUGGGUUUGAGGUCCAGCUCUGCUGUUAUGGCUUCCUGCUCGUGCGCACCUGGGAGGCGCAGGUGGUGGGGUCCCUGCCACCUGCACCUGUUCAGGGUUGGGUUCCGGGCUGCUCGCUUCAGCCUGGGCACCUGCUGGGUAUUUGGGGAAUGAACCAGCAGGUGGGAAGGAACUCUGUCCACCUUUCAAAUUAAAAGGCAAAAAUGUUCACGGAGAAUGAAAUUAAAACCUAAGUUUAUUGUGAUGCAAGAAAGUUUGUAACUUUAUAAUAUGCAUUUUCUAUGAAGUUUUUGAAGAUGCCUGUGUAUGUGAAUCUCGACAUGUUUUUAUACCGAAACAAACUUUUAUUUCUGUCUUCCCACGAA